AUGGAUGGAUUCUUUGGAGGAUAGGGUAAGAUAGUCUUCUUCAUACUAUUUAUCAAUAAGUUUCCUGAUUGUGAGAAUUCAAUAAUCUCUCUUUCAACAAUGAAUUAGUUUCAGAAAUUCAUACCAGAGAUCCAAUCAUUUUUGAAUCUGUGUGCAUUCUAAAAUUCUUUCAAAUACGAAUGGUCAAACUCAAUGCUGAGAUCAAUUUAUUAAGAUUGGAAUAUAUUGUUUCUAGUUUACUUACAAUCUGAGAAAACUUAAUCAUGUUGA
Paramecium octaurelia is the source of this 270-nucleotide messenger RNA. NCBI's taxonomy places the organism in Eukaryota, Ciliophora, Oligohymenophorea, Peniculida, Parameciidae. The record is from the annotation of a GenBank genome assembly.